AUGUCAAUAUAAAUUUUAGUGGAAUAAGGUAACAAGUAUCAUCGUUUUCGCAAUUUUGUAUAAAGUUUUCUCAAAAUACCGAUGAGGUAAUAAUGUAAACUAGAGAUUUCAAAUUUAAGAAAUAGAGAAAAUGCCAGAAAGUGAAGGAGGUGUCUUUUAUAACUUACAGACUUUACUGAAUCAAGAUUAUCGCGGCGUAAACAUAGCGGUAUACGCGCUUGCUACUGCGUCUCUGGCAUUUUCUAUACAUAAAAUCCGUCCGGUAAGCAAGUUCUCAAAAGCCUCAAAAGUUCCUGAUCACUUUAUAAAGAAUCAUGAGCCGUUAAAGGGAGUGUACACUGGUGUCCAACAUUCGCCUGUACGACUCCUUGUAAACCACAGAGCACCAAUUUACUUACCCCUUUGGCAUUCCAGUAAACCACCAAUCCCUGUUAAGUUAUGGGGUGUGGACAUUGUGAGUAGCAAUGCCGUCAACUGGCUGGAGUGUGUUGCCAAAGGACAGAAAGUUACUCUCAAACCCAUCGGAAGAGACAAGGAGGAUCUAGUAUCAACAGUUCUACUGCAUUUACCACAGUCUGGGGCAAAAUCUAUGGAGACAUUAGAUAUUGGACAAAAAUUAGUUGAACUCGGCUUUGCCCAGGCCUCAGUACCUCAGCCGAUUCAGAAGAAAACCCUGGAAUCACAAUUAGCACCAGUCAUAAAAUCAGCAGAGUCUUACGCUAAGAAAUAUCGGAAUGGUGUUUGGUCCGACAAACUUCCUCCAAUACCAUUCUAUGUCACUUACUGGAGAAAAGGUUCACAAAUGACAAUUAACGCUCUAAUCGUGACUGCUAACAAAUUUGUACAAAUUUUGACUUUUGCCCUUAAAAGUAUUUUAAUUGGUACAAAAAAUCUGGCUCUUCGACCAUUCAGAUCCUCGUCUAAAUCUGUCCAAGCUACAUAGUUAGGUUACAAUUGUCAAAUAUUGCAGGUUUAUAAGUGUAUGAAAUUUUAGAAUUAUCGGUAAGUGUUGGAAAUUUUGUAUAUAGUUGACAAUAAAAUUGUGGCUUAA
Papilio polytes (common Mormon) is the source of this 1051-nucleotide messenger RNA. RefSeq lists its product as uncharacterized. The record is from RefSeq and is a predicted model, not a curated record. The transcript is spliced from 5 exons. Lineage: Eukaryota; Metazoa; Arthropoda; Insecta; Lepidoptera; Papilionidae. Bases 131 to 943 code for a protein of 270 amino acids.